This is a messenger RNA of Otolemur garnettii (small-eared galago), 12528 nucleotides long. It is a transcript of the gene PKHD1, whose product is annotated as PKHD1, fibrocystin/polyductin. The record is from RefSeq and is a predicted model, not a curated record. Lineage: Eukaryota; Metazoa; Chordata; Mammalia; Primates; Galagidae. The transcript is spliced from 65 exons. Bases 76 to 12258 code for a protein of 4060 amino acids.
AUGUUGCUCCAAUCAAAGCUGAAAAUGCUUUUAACUUCUGAGCAACCUUAAGAGGAUUGAUUGAAGUGUCCAACCAUGACCAUCUGGCUGAUCUCUCUGACGAGUAUUCAAGUUCUACUUUUAGCAGUACCUUACCUGAGUUUACGUAUUGAACCUGGAGAAGGCAGUCUUGCUGGGGGAACGUGGAUCACAGUCAUUCUUGAUGGUCUGGGAUUGGGUGUCCUUUACCCCACCGAUGGCUCUCAAAUGGAAAUACACCUGGUGAACAUGAACGUGGCCAUGCCUGCACUGCCUAGUAUCCCCUGUGAUGUCUUUCCCGUGUUUUUGGAUUUGCCUGUGGUGACAUGCCGGACCAGAUCUCUGCCUUCUGGAGCCCACGAGGGUCUGUACUCCCUGGAAGUGUACUUUGGGGGACAGGCGGUAGGCAGCCCGAGUUCAGGAGCACAAGACAGCUGUACUUUUAAGUUUUCCAAGGCCCAGACACCCGUUGUUUACCAAGUUCAUCCAUCAAGUGGAGUUCCAGGAGAACUAAUACAUGUGCAUGGCUGGAUUAUCACUGGGAAAUUAGAAACCUUCGAUGUUGACGCUGAGUACAUUGAUAGCCCAUUGAUCUUGGAAGCUCAGGAAGACAAAUGGGUGACUCCUUGUUCUCUUGUAAACAGGCAGACAGGAAGCCGCUAUCCCAUUCAGGAAGACCGAGGCCUUGGGACUCUGCAGUGCUGUGUGGAAGGCAACUACAUUGGCUCCCAGAAUGUUAGUUUCUCAGUAUUUAACAAGGGAAAGUCCAUGGUUGACAAGAGCGCAUGGCUGAUCAGCGCCAAGCAAGAGCUUUUCCUGUACCAGACACACUCAGAAGUGUUAUCUGUGUUACCAGAAACUGGGAGCCUUGGGGGAAGAACAGACAUCACAAUUACAGGAGACUUCUUUGACAACUCUGCCCAAGUUACUAUUGCAGGCAUUCCAUGUGAUAUCAGACGUGUGUCUCCCAGGAAGAUUGAAUGUACCACUAGGGCUCCAGGAAAAGAUGCCAGGCUCACUGCUCCUCAAGCAGGCAAUCGAGGGCUUCUGUUUGAAGUUGGAGAUGCUGCCGAGGGCUUGGCCCUGACGGAAGCCACCCCUGGGUACAGGUGGCAGAUUGUCCCUAAUGCCAGUUCUCCAUCUGGAUUUUGGUCAAAGGCAGGACAACCUUUUAGAGCACGGCUCAGUGGGUUCUUUGUGGCUCCAGAGACAAAUAAUUACACUUUCUGGAUCCAGGCAGACAGCCAAGCUUCCCUGCAUUUGAGUGGGUCAGAGGAGCCGAGGACUAAGGUGAAAGUGGCCUCCAUUGGGGUUGGCAGUGCUGACUGGUUUGACUCCUGGGAGCAGCAUGGGGGUGAAGGGAUGUGGCAGCAGAAGACACCCAAGUUGGAGCUCUUGGGUGGAGCCAAGUACUACUUGGAAGCAGAGCAUCAUGGGAUAGCCCCCAGCACAGGGAUGAGAAUCGGCGUCCAGAUUCAUAACACCUGGCUGAGUCCUGAUGUGGUUACCACUUACCUCCGGGAGAAACACCAGAUCCGAGCCCGAGCCCAGAGGCUUCCGGAAAUACAGGUGCUGAACGUGUCAGGCAGCGGAAACUUCUUCCUUAUGUGGGACAAUGUUUCUAGUCAGCCAAUCCCUGCAAAUGCCACAGCCCAUCAGAUUCAAACAACCAUUGAGGAGUUACUUGCAGUAAAAUGCAAACUGGAACCUCCUUCAGCUAACGUCCUACUGAGGCUUGGAUUUGAACAAGGUCCAGAAGUUUCCAGUUCUGAUGGGGACCUCACCAGUGGGUCAGAGCCUUUCUGUGGCAGGUUCAGCCUCCGUCAGCCUCGACACCUUGUUCUGAUGCCCUCAGCUUCCCAGAAGGGCUAUUGGUUAGAUCAGCACACACAUCUGUGUCUUGCAUACAAAGGCCACACGAAUAUGAUCGUGAAGAUGACCGUGUCCUACACAACCAGCUUUCACAAUGUGACACAGAAGAACGUCACCUGUGAUUGGACUCUCACGAUGACCAGUCCCGAGAGAUGGCGCUUCACCUGCACUGACCUCUGGGAGACAUGUGUGCGGCAUUCCAGGGAUGUCCAGCCACCUCGGGAAGACUCCCCAGUGCGGGUUCAUCAGAUUGACCUUCUGCCCCUGGCUCAGGAGACGGGUCUGCUCUUUGUGGAUGAAAUUAUUAUUGCAGACACAAACGUAACAGUUUCUCAAGCUGAUUCUGGAACAGCUCGUCCAGGCGGGAACCUGGUGGAAUCAGUCUCCGUGGAGGGGUCCCCUCCAGUCUACAGUGUGGCUUCCUGGCUGGCUGGUUGUGGCAUGGAGCUCCCACUCAUCUCUGCAUGCUCUGUGGCCACUGAAGGAACAGAAGAAGGAUCUGGACUGGACCAGGUGACAACACAGAGACUACAGAGGACGAGUCCACCGUUAGGAGGACACUUUCACAUCCAACUUUCUAAUACAGUGAUUCUUGAUGUCCCUGUGCACAUCUCUGCAAGUCACCUUCACAAGCUUUUGCAGAGCAAUGCCGAUGCUGUCACCUCCAGAUACCUCAACGCCAGUGACUUCACUGUGAAGGAGGAUCUGAACACUUGUUAUGAACAUGUGUGGACCCUGUCCUGGUCCACCCAGAUUGGGGAUUUGCCCAAUUUUAUCCGGGUCUCUGCUGGAAAUCUUACUGGACUGAAUCCUGUUGCAACUACUCGUGUGGUAUAUGAUGGGGGAGUUUUCCUCGGACCUGUAUUUGGAGACAUGUUAGCUACUGCCAACCAGUGCACCCAGGUGGUUGUGCAAGUGAAUGACAUACCAGCUCAUUGCCCGGGCUCUUGUUCUUUCCAGUACCUCCAAGCAUCAACUCCCUGGGUCCAUUCUAUGUGGUAUUCUCUCGAUGCUGACGCCAACCUACUAGUUUACAUUAUUGGAACUGGGUUCUCCAGUGACUCCAAGUCCUUGCAGGUUACAGUGAACAGAACAAAUUGUAGAGUUAUUUUCUCAAACCAAACAAAUGUAGUCUGUCAGACAGAAAUGCUACCGGUGGGAGAGCAUUGGAUCUCGAUGUUGGUGAGACCCUUUGGUCUUGCCAUCAAUGCCAGUGGAGAAGGCCUCUUCCUGAAGGUGGAGCCUAGACUGGAUGCUGUGGAACCUUCCAGAGCUGCAGAGAUUGGAGGGCUCUGGGCCACCAUCCGGGGCUCUAGUUUGGAAGGUGUUAGACUGGUGUUCUUUGGAUCUCAGUCCUGUGCCAUCAAUGUCACCACAAGUGGUUCACAAAGAAUUCAAUGCAGAGUUCCACCCAUGGGGAAAGAUGGACGCAUUGUGAAUGUGACUGUCAUCAGUGGGGACCAUUCUGCAGUACUUCCCAGGGCAUUUACAUAUGUCUCCUCUUUAAAUCCAGCGAUUGUGACUCUGAGCAGAAACAGAAGCAACGUAGCAGGAGGUGAGACCCUCCUCAUUGGAAUGACGUCCCUGGUGAACUGUACGGAUUUAGCUGUGGAAGUCUACGUCGGUGGUGCCCUAGCUGGGGUUCGUGCACAGAUGGCUUGGGGCGUGGAGGUGGUGCUGCCGGCGCUGCCGUCUGGCCUCCAUGGGAUAUCCGUCUCUAUCAACGGAGUCAGCAUUCGCUCGCAAGGGGUUGAUCUCUACAUCCAGUAUAUCACAGAAGUUUUCAGCAUCCAGCCGUGCUGUGGGUCCCUUCUGGGUGGAACCUUCCUCAGCAUCUCAGGAAUAGGCUUUGGCAGGAACCCAGCUUCUGUUUGGGUGCUCGUGGGCAAUCAGUCCUGUGACAUUGUGAAUGUCACAGAGGUGAGCAUCCAUUGCAAGACCCCUCCGGCUCCCCAGAUGCCCGAUGCAGAUGCUUCUGCUGUCUCAGCCCCUGUAGAAGUCUGGGUUGGCAACAUGUCCUUCACCCAUGGAUCUUCAGCGAGCUUGGUGGGGAAGGGCUUCACCUUCAUGUAUGAAGCAGCAGCAACACCAGUGGUCACUUCCCUGCAAGGAGAAAUCACAAAUAGCAGCCUGAGGCUGUAUGUAGGAGGAAGCAACCUCUCCAACUCAGUCGUCCUUCUGGGGAGCUUGACCUGCGAUCUUGAGACACAGUCUUCCCAGAGCAGCGUGAACCUGUUUGGAUGUUCCUUUCCUCUUCCUGGCUUAGAGGCUGGCAUCUACCCCUUCCAAGUUUAUCAGAAGCAGAUGGGAUUGGCUAAUACGUCUGCGGUGCCCCAGCAGUUUGUGAUGACACCUUGGAUAAUGGCUGUCUCUCCAACCCAUGGCUCUGCGUGUGGGGGGACGGUACUCACGGUGAGGGGGCUGGCUCUCAACUCUAAAAGGAGGUCAGUUCAGGUUGACCUUUCAGGUCCUUUCACCUGUGUGGUUUUGAGUGUGGGAGACCACACUGUUCUCUGCAAGGUUAGCCCUGUGGGUGGCCCCUUGCCUGGAGUUUCCUUCAGCCUGGAUGUCACAGUCUUGGUCAAUGACGUGACCAGUGAGUGUCAGGGGAAUUGCACUCUCUUCAUGCAGGAGGAGACAACUCCUGUCGUGGACGCCAUGACCACAAACAUCAGUGGGUCUCUGACAACUGUGCUGAUUAGGGCUCAGAGGUUAGGCACCACGGCCAGUGAGCUGAUGGUGUUCGUGGAUGAUCAACUUCCUUGCAAUGUGACUUUCUUUAAUGAAAGCUACGUGGCAUGCCAGAUAAGUGACUUGAUUCCAGGACCCCACUACCUAUCGGUUUUUCAAGCAAGAAAUGGGUAUGCUUGUUUUGGUAACAUUUCCAGGCGCUUCUACGUUAUACCUCAAGUGUUUCAUUAUUUUCCUAAGCAUUUCAGCAUAUAUGGUGGAAGCCUGUUGGCCAUAGAGGGUACAGCCCUAAGGGGAAAGAACACCACAUCAGUCUCCAUUGGCCAGCAAGCAUGCCUGGCAGUGGACAUCAGUGCUGAGCUCAUCCAGUGUGUGGUUCCCGCAGGGAAUGGCUCUGUUGCCCUGGAAAUCGAGGUAGAUGGACUUUUAUUCCACAUUGGAAUCAUUGACUACAGCCAUGACUUCACCCCAGAAUUGCUCUCUUUUUCUCAGAGUGAUGACAUCUUAACCUUUGCAGUGGCCCAAAUCUCAGGAGCUACAAAUAUGGACAUAUUUAUUGGGAUGUCACCCUGUGUGAGUGUCUCUGGUAAUCACACUGUUCUCCAGUGCACGGUCCCUUGCCUUCCUGCUGGGGAGUACCGUGUCAGAGGUUAUGACCACAUCAGAGGGUGGGCCUCAUCUAUCCUGGUGUUCACUUCGAGAGUUAUUAUUACGGCAGUGACCAAGAACUUUGGCUACCUGAGUGGAGGUCUUGUGCAUGUAUUUGGAACAGGAUUUUCUCCAGGGAAGCUCUCAGCUGCUGUGUGUGGUGCUCCCUGCAGAAUCUUGGCUAAUGCAACGGUGUCAGCCUUCAGCUGCUUGGUGCUCCCCUUGGAUGUGUUGAUGGCUUUCCUGUGUGGCCUGAAGCAUGAGGAAGACAACUGUGAGGGCACCAGUUGCACCUAUGUGCAGUGUGAUUUGACUGUUGCUGUGGGGACAGAGACACUGCCUGAGUCAUGGCCUUACCUCUACAUUUGCGAAGAAAGUGCUCAGUGCCUCUUUGCGCCAGAUCACUGGACAGAGUCAGCAUUUCCAUUUUCAUUCUCAGGCCUCUUCAUCAGCCCUAAAGUGGAAAGAGAUGAAGUUCUCAUCUAUAAUAGCUCCUGUAACAUUACCAUGGAAACUGAGGCAGAGAUGGAGUGUGAGACGCCUAAUCAGCCAAUUACCGCCAAGAUUACUGAGAUACGGAAAAGCUGGGGCCAGAACACUCAGGGCAACUUUUCCUUUCAGUUUUGCCAGAGAUGGUCCAAGGCUCACAGCUGGUUUCCCGAGAGAGUGCCACAAGAUGGCGACAAUGUCACAGUGCAGAGAGGCCAGCUGCUCCUGCUUGACACCAAUACAAGCAUCCUCAACUUGCUGCAUGUUAAAGGGGGCAAGCUCAUUUUCCUGGCUCCAGGACCCAUCGAACUCAGGGCCCACGCCAUCCUUGUUUCUGAUGGUGGAGAGCUCCGAAUUGGAUCCGAGGACAAACCCUUCCAAGGGAAAGCUUGGAUCAAACUCUAUGGAAGUUUCUACUCGACCCGCUUCUUUCCUUAUGGAAUCAAGUUCCUGGCUGUGAGGAAUGGAACUCUUUCCCUGCAUGGUUCACUACCAGAAGUCAUUGUCACCCAUCUUCGAGUGGCUGCCCAUGCCCAAGACACAGUGUUGGCUCUAGAAGAUGCUGUAGACUGGCAGCCUGGUGAUGAAGUUGUCAUCAUCAGUGGGACAGCUGUCGAAGGUGUCAAACCGAUGGAAGAGAUUGUCAUUGUGGAAACUGUGCACAACACAGACCUCUAUCUUAGGUCACCCUUGAGAUAUUCUUACAACUUUACAGAGAAUUUGGUGGCUGGAGAGCACCUUAGUUUAAAAGUCACUGUAGCUCUUCUGAGCAGGAGUAUUACCAUACAAGGAAAUCUCACCAAGGAGAGGAUGGAGCUCCUUGCUUCAUGCCAGGAAGCCAGUGCUUCAGAAGGUAAUUGGAAGCGCUGUUUGUAUUCCAUGAGUGAGAAGAUGCUGGGAUCUAGAGAUCUGGGGGCCAGUGUGAUCAUUCAGUCUUUCCCAGAAGAGCCCAGCUUGGUCCAGUUGAAGGGAGUGCAAUUCCAAGACUUGGGGCAAGCCUUCCAGAAGCAUCUGAGCUCACUCACUCUGGUGGGAACACUGAGAGAUUCCUAUGUGCAGGGCUGCACGGUGCGGAACUCCUUCAGUAGAGGCCUCGGCAUAUGCAGGACUGUUGGCUUGAAGGUGGACAGUAAUAUUUUCUACAACAUUUUAGGCCAUGCCUUGCUGGUGGGGACAUUCAUGGAGAUAAGACAUAUCUCUUGGGAGGCUAUUCCUGGAAGAAAAAAGGACUGGUCAGAAGUGGGAAAUAUAGUAAGAAACAAUGUGAUCAUCGGUGUUUCUGGUGCCGAGGGCCUCUCCAACCCUGAGAUGCUGACACCAUCUGGAAUCUACAUCCGCAAUCCCACCAACAUCAUAGAGGGGAACAGAGUGUGUGCUGCUGGCUUUGGCUACUUUUUCCAUCUUGUGACCAGACAAACAUCACAAGCUCCACUUCUCUCCUUUACUCAGAACAUCGCACAUUCUUGUACAAGGUAUGGUCUCUUUGUAUACCCUAAGUUUCAGCCACCUUGGGAUAAUGGCACAAGCCCCACCCUGUUCCAAAACUUCACAGUUUGGGAAAGUCUAGGUGGUGCUCAGAUUGUUAGAAGUAGUAAUCUUCACCUGAAAAACUUCCAAGUUUAUUCAUGCCGAGAUUUUGGAAUUGACAUCUUGGAAAGUGAUGCAAAUACUUCAGUUACUGACAGCUUAUUACUUGGUCAUUUUGCCCACAAGAAAUCACAGGAAGGCCUGUGUAUGUCAGCUGGGAUUAAAACUCCCCAAAGAUGGGAACUGAUGGUAUCUAACACUGCCUUUGUUAAUUUUGAUCUCAUCAACUGUGUGGCCAUAAGAACCUGUUCAGGCUGUUCCCAGGGACAAGGUGGAUUUACUGUGAAGACCAACCAGUUGAAGUUUACAAACUCUCCAAACUUAGUAGCAUUUCCAUUUCCUCAUGCCGCAAUUUUGGAAGACUUGGAUGGGUCUCUGUCUGGGGAAAAUACAAGUCACAUUCUCCCUUCCAUGGAAACCCUUUUGGCUUCUUGUUUGGUCAAUGCGAGCUUCAGUCAAAUUGUGCCUGGAAGUGUCUGUGGGGGAGGUGCUCGCUUUCAUCGUAUGUCUAUUGGUUUAGCUCACGCUGCUGACACUCCUUAUGAUUUAACCAUUACUGACAGCAGAAAUAAGACAACCACUGUCAAUUAUGUCCAUGAUACAUUGUCUAAUCCUCAUGGUUGGAUGGCUCUGCUUUUGGACCAAGAGACUUACUCAUUGAGGUUUCAGAAUCCUUGGAUCAACAGAUCUCUGCAGUACUCAGCAACCUUUGACAACUUUGCUCCUGGGAAUUCCCUCCUGCUGGUGCACACAGACCUGCCACCUUCCCCUAACAUCCUCAUAAGAUGCGGGAGUCACGUGGGUCUGUCUCUUCCAUUUCUUCCAUCACCUGGUCAGAACCAAGGCUGUGACUGGUUCUUCAAAACCCAGUUGAGACAACUCACCUACCUGGUUGCAGGUGAAGGCCAAGUUCAAGUAAUUGUCCAGGUGACAGAAGGUGCAUCUCCGACUAUUUCAGCUUCUACUUCUGCACCUGAAUCAGCUUUAAAAUGGUCUCUCUCUGAAACAUGGCAAGGUGUUGAGGAGGGCUGGGGAGGAUACAACCACAGCAUUCCAGGCCCAGGGGAUGACGUCCUGAUUUUAUCCAACAGGACUGUCCUUGUGGAUACAGACCUUCCAUUCCUCAGAGGCCUCUAUGUGAUGGGGACUUUAGAUUUCCCUGUGGACAGAAGCAAUGUUCUGAGUGUGGCGUGCAUGGUCAUUGCAGGCGGGGAGCUGAAAGUCGGUACUUUAGAAAAUCCCUUAGAAAAAGAACAGAAGCUUCUGAUUCUCCUUAGAGCUUCAGAGGGAGUCUUUUGUGACCGUCUUGAUGGAAUUCGUAUUGAUCCAGGAACAAUUGGGGUUUAUGGGAAAGUUCAGCUUAACGGUGCUUAUCCUAAGAAAUCGUGGACACGUCUUGGAGCUGAUAUUGCCUCAGGAAAUGAGAGAAUUAUUGUGGAGGAUGCAGUGGACUGGAGACCCCAUGACAAAAUUGUUCUCAGCUCUUCUUCUUACGAGCCUCACGAAGCAGAGAUCCUCACUGUGAAGGAAGCCCAGGGCCACCACAUUAGGAUUUACGAGCGGCUCAAACACCGGCACAUUGGAAGUGCCCACGUCAUGGAUGACGGCAGGCAAAUUCGUUUGGCUGCUGAAGUUGGACUGUUGACCCGCAAUAUACAAAUUCAGCCUGACAUUUCAUGUAGGGGGAGAGUACUUGUGGGGUCCUUCAGAAAUUCCAACAGGGAAGAAUUUUCAGGUGUCCUUCAACUUUUAAAUGUGGAAAUGCAGAACUUCGGGUCACCAUCGUACUCAUCUAUCGAAUUCACCAGUGUGUCAGCAGAGUCCUGGGUAACAUCUUCUACUCUGCACCAGAGCUGUGGUGGCGGCAUCCAUGCAGUUGCCAGCCAUGGAAUACGUUUAAAUGACAAUGUAGUGUUUGGCACAGCUGGCCAUGGCAUGGAUUUGGAGGGUCAAGCCUAUUCUCUCACUAACAACCUGGUGGUUCUGGUGAUACAGCCAGCAUGGUCUAGUGUUUGGGUAGCAGGAAUCAAAAUGAACCAUGCAAAGGACAUUGACCUUCGUGGCAAUGUUGUAGCUGGAUCAGAGAGACUUGGCUUUCACAUCCGAGGCCACCAGUGCCCCUCAUCUGAAGUGCUUUGGUCUGACAAUGUGGCCCACUCAAGCCUUCAUGGCCUUCAUCUCUAUGAAGAAAGUGGACUUGGCAACUGCACUGGUAUCUCUGGCUUCCUGGCUUUCAAGAACUUUGACUAUGGUGCCAUGCUACGUGUGGAGGACAGGAUGGAGAUAGAGAACAUCACUCUGGUAGACAAUGGUGUUGGUCUUUUGGCAGUAGUGUAUGUGUCUCCAGCUUCACAGAGCUCCAUGGAAAACAUGCAAAUUGUGCUUAGGAGUUCAGUCAUUGUGGCCACCAGCUCCUCUUUUGACUGCAUUCAGGACAGAGUGAAGCCUCACUCAGCCAAUGUGACAUCAGCAGAUCGAGCUCCUUCCAAUCCAAGAGGGGGCCGAGUUGGGAUUCUGUGGCCUGUCUUCACCUCAGAACCAAAUCAGUGGCCUCAGAGGCCAUGGCAUGAAGUGAGGAAUGACCGUUCAGUUUCAGGAAUCAUGAAACUUCAAGAUGUCACCUUUACUGGUUUUGUGAAAAGUUGCCAUAGCGAUGACCUGGAUGUCUGCUUUCUGCCAAAUAUAGAAAGCACUGGAAUAAUGCCCCCAAUAACAGCAGAGAGGACCCGGAUGCUAAAGAUGAAAGAUAAAAACAAGUUCUACUUUCCUCUGUUACAGCCCAGGAAAGAUUUAGAAAGAGAUGUCUGUGCUGAAUCCAAUUGUGAAAAUCCAAGAAAAUAUCUCUUUAAAGAUCUGGAUGGGAGAGCCCUGGGUCUGCCUCCACCUGUUUCUGUAUUUCCUAAAACUGAGGCGGAAUGGACUGGAUCCUUCUUCAACACAGGUACAUUUAGAGAAGAACAGAAAUGCACGUACCGAUCGCUGGUACAUGGCUACAUCUGCAAACAGACUGACCACGUGGUCCUAGUUCUUGAUAAUGCUGACGCCAUGUGGACAAUCCAGAAGUUAUAUCCAGUUGUUUCUGUGACUGGUGGUUUUGUUGACACCUUUAGUGGGGUAAAUGCCAAUACUUCCUGUUCUAUCUUCAGGUCUGGGUCAACUUUCUAUUCCAUUUUACCAACCAGGCAAAUCACCAAAGUCUGCUUUGCAGAUCGAACUCCUCAAGUUCUGCGUUUCUUUCUCUUGGGCAAUGAAAGCACUUCUAAACUUCUCUUGGCUAUAUUCUACCAUGAGCUCCAGAGCCCCCGUGUUUUCCUGAGGGAAAGUUUUAUUCCACCCAGUCUGGCUCAAUCAACUUCCUCUUUGCUAAAUGAAUCUAUUGGUGUCAACUAUUUCAACGUCAUGGACAACCUCUUGUAUGUUGUCCUGCAAGGAGGAGAGCCCAUUGAAAUACGCUCAGGUAUUUCUAUUCAUUUAGCUCUCACUGUGACAUUUUCAGUCUUAGGAAAAGACUGGGAAAGAAUGAUACUUGAAAGACUAACCAGCUUCUUACAGAUUGGCCAACACCAAAUCAGAUUUGUUCAGGAGAUGCUUGGCAAUGAAGACACCCUAAAGGCCAUUGCUGACAGUACAGCAAAAAGAAAGCGGAAUUGCCCAUCUGUGACUUGUGCCAGUCAUUAUAGAAGAGUUGGUCAACGUAGACCUCUCAUGAUGGAAAUGCCCUCAUAUGGGGUCCCACCACCAACCACUAUGGAACCUAUCUCAAAAGUGAUUGUGAUUGAAAUUGGUGAUUUGCCAACAGUAAGCAGCACUGUAAUGAUUCCAUCCUUGUCCAGUAACAAAUUACAGAAUUUGGCUCACCAAGUCAUCACUGCUCAACAGACUGGAGAAUUGGGGAGUAUUCUGAAUGUGACUAUAGGAGCCAUACUAGUGACUCAGCCAAAGGGAGUCCUUGGCAAUGGGAAUACAAGCAGCUUUACAAGUGGGAACCUGGUCUAUAUUCGGCCCUAUGCUCUUUCCAUCCUCGUCCAACCUUCGGAUGGAGAAGUGGGAAAGGAACUGCCAGUGCAACCACAGCUCGUGUUUCUGGAUGAGCAGAAUCGAAGAGUGGAGUCCUUGGGGUCCCCCUCAGAGCCUUGGACGGUUUCAGCUUCCCUGGAAGGGACAUCAGAUUCAGUGCUACAAGGAGCCAAUUUUACAGCUCGAUCCAGGCCAUUUGCUGUCUUGCCUGUGACUAGAAGGGAGAAGUCCACCGUUAUCCUGGCUGUUUCUGUGAGCUCCGCGGUCUCGUGGCUGGCUCUGAGCUGUCUGCUGUGCUGUUGGUUUAAGAAAAACAAGAGCCAUAGAAAAACAAAACCUGAAGAGAUUUCUGAAUCCCAGACUAAUGAUCAAAAGGAUCAUAUCCAUAUCACGUCCAAAUGCAGAGGAUCCCGAGUAAGGACUGAAAAAGAAGAGCCUGUGGUGAGAGAAGAUGUGAAGAUGGAGGUCGUGCUGGGCAAGCCCCACCAGUCACGAAAUGGGGUGUCCAGAAGAAAGGUCAGCCGCCACUCCAUCCCCGAAGUCGCUGCUGUCCCUGCUCCCAGUGUUACUGGCACCUUGUCCCAGGGGCACACCUGUGCUCCAGGCUCUCCUGCUUGGCAGACGAAGCUGCAGGAGACUGGGAACUGGAAGGAAGCCCAAGAGCAGCUGCUCAGAUACCAGCGGGCAGGUCACGGUCAGCUGCUGCUGCUAUACCCAGAUCUCAGACAAGACAGGCAGAAGCAGCCGGAGCAGAGCCCACUGAGCAAGGAAAGUGGCAGCUCAAGGCUUUCCCAAGAGAAAAAUGCCACCUGUGGGGGUGCUGAGGCCUUCUGCCUGCGUUCAGUACACCCAGAAGCUAUGCAGGAGCAGCUGGGCUCAGGGACUAGUGUGGACAUUUGGGCUGAACGGCAGAACGCUCAAACUAUUUCUGGAUAGUAAGUAAGGGAGGUGAGACCUGAGCUGCAGAGACAACUAAGAAGGGAGAGUGUGGAUUUUGCAUCUUCUUUGCAACUAUAUGGAAGCUGAAAAACAAUAAUGUAAAUGCUUAUAGACAGAAGAGUAUCUGAAACAUCUUUUAUAUUUUCCUCUGAUUAUUGUCCAAUGCCAGACAAUUAACAGGUUCUCGAACACUUGUUACUUCUCUACUUACUUUUAACUUAAGCCAGUUUAUAUUCUUGAAUUUGCCAACUUAACAGUACUAUAAGA